AUGCCCACCACAAACCCCCGCUAUCCAAACCUCCAAGAAGAAACCCUAAACCAACGCCAACAGUUCCAAUCCCAGCCCAGCCAGGGCAAAAGCCAGGGCCAGGGUAUCGCCCAGAGCGGACACCAACACCCACACCCACAGGAGGACUUCGAGCAGACAAUGGACCAGCAGGGGAACCUCGUCUCGGACGAGUACUCGUUUACAGAUGGGGGGAAGAAGAAGGGACACUCGGGGCAGGAUGACGAGGCGGAUCUUUUUGAUGCGGCGCAGGCGGACUUUGAUGAUCUUUGA
Aspergillus puulaauensis is the source of this 291-nucleotide messenger RNA. RefSeq lists its product as uncharacterized. The record is from RefSeq and is a predicted model, not a curated record. The coding region runs from base 1 to 291 and encodes 96 amino acids. NCBI's taxonomy places the organism in Eukaryota, Fungi, Ascomycota, Eurotiomycetes, Eurotiales, Aspergillaceae. The transcript has 2 exons.